GCACGUAUGCACGCACGCACGCACGCACGCACGUACGCAUGCACGCACGCAUGAAGGUUCCAUGGCUACCGGAUUGGUAAAGUGGUGGCGAGCAAGGUUCCUCGCUGGCUACAGACCCUUUUCUGUCGUAGGGACCAAUACGGAAGGUAGCGAUUCCGAAGAGUUGCUGACGGGCGUUCCAGCGACCUGCAACGUCUCGCCACCACCGACGACGACGGAGUCGCAACCGAUUUUAAUUUCCCCCGCGGAGUCGCCGCAGGUCGCGACUGAUGGCUCGAGCGUGCCUGCAGGACCUACCGGUAAUGAUGAACAGCCUACUUGCGGUACAACGAAACAGCUUAGUUUCGAGGAAUUCGAGUGCGACGUGUCGGUCGCGGAGGGCGACCGGCGGCGGCAAGAGUUCUCCUUCACUCUGUACGACUUUGACGGACAUGGGAAGAUCACCAAGGACGACAUAGCCGGUCUGGUGACCACCAUCUACGACACGUUAGGCGCCUCUAUCCAAGUACCGCCGUGCGGCAGCAAGACGAUUAAGGUGAAACUGACGGUGUCGCCGGAUCAGCGGGCCAGCAGCAGCAGCAGCCAGGCGCCGCGCAAUGCCGCCGGCACCUGCCUAAAUGCCACGCAGACGCCGCAGGCUGCGACGUCGCCCGGCGGUCACCAGCACAACUCGUCGUCCUGCUGCCAUUUGAAGCACGCCGCCUCGUGCAGCCACGCGGCGACGACAACCGCCGCCACCGCAGCCGCUGCCGCUGCCGCUACCACUACCGCUCGGAAUGGUGCGAGCAGAGUUCCUAGAAGGAGAAGAGCAACGCGGUAUCGUUGUCAGACUGAGCGAAAAGAAGUGGAGACUCACAGCGAGAAUGACGAUGAGAACGCCCGAACGAAUCGAGUACAGCAGGAGGAGCUGCGUAGAAGAGUCGGUCCGGUGCCCCAUUUACCAUCUCCCUAUUCAAACAGCUCGGAGGGUGAUGUGAGUGAUGAUAGUGACACUUCCCCCACGUUCUCGCCAUUAACGCCGCUUCUUACGGCGAAUCAGAGGAAACGCAGCGGCGCUCUACAAAGACAACAAUUACUGGAGAUUAUUCAGGCUAACAUGGAAAAAAAUAAUCUCAGUUUUCACACAUCAAGGAAACGCCACCAAAACGAUCAACCGCGCAUUCCAUCUCACAGUCCCCACUUAGAAACCACGAAUCAUAAUAAUCAGGACUGUCACACAUCUCUGGAGCCUCGUCAAACAGCGACGAAUUAUCACAAACCAAUUCGGGAGAGCACUCAUCAUUCCGUGUCGUUUCCUAAAACGCCGGCCAAGUCGCGAUCGGCAAAUCUGAGGAAAACGCGGCACGCGACGCCGAGGACAUAUUCGCAGUUGCUGAAUCGUAACGUGCUCGCAUCAACGACGGUCUACAACGAGACCGCGCAACAUACAACCAACAGCAACAACGUGACGCAUUCCUCUCCGAACUAUACGUCGUAUUCGCAGUUGUUUAAUCGUAACGUACUCGCACCGACAACGGUCUACAACGACACGCCACAACAUACCACUAGCAGCAACAACACUCAUCGCAAUAUUGUUAAUCUCGUGCCUAACAACAAUCAGCAAACGGUCAAUCACCAAACGAUCACCAACAAUCAUAGCAACAUACAGCGCAACGAUGCGCAAUUCGCUCAUAUGCAACAGUGCGGUAGAGCGAGCAAGAAGCAUCAGUUGAAACACGCCACGCGGGAGCAGGAUCAGGCUCGAGCCAUGGCGCAGGUUGUGCGUUGGCUCGAACGUGAAUUUUCGCAGAACGCAGUGGCAGCCACGUCUAGCCGAAGACACGUCCACGAGCACAUACAUCAUCACUAUCAUCAUUAUCACAACGAGGCUUUGGUUUAAUUAGCAGUCGUAAUUCGAAGUCUCCAAUCUUUUCGCUUUAGAAAUCUUUACAAUAUCAAUGAAAUUGAAUUUUAGAAGGGAUUUCUCGAUGUGUAAUUUGUAUCUAUGUUACUAUUAUUUUGACGUCAGGAAAACGACUUAGCGUUUCACGUCGUGAAUGAUGCUUUUUUCAAAUUGUAUCGCGAGAGCUCGAUCUGGUGUGUUUUGUUUUUGGGCUCUCGUAUAUACAUGCCGUAUUGAUUAUUUUAGGAAAUCAUUUUUGUAUUUUGAAUUAUUCAUAAAAUUUCCUUUGUCUUCGUGAACAAGGCGAACUGUUACUACGUUCGUUCGAUUAUUUAUCUAUUUGUAACGAUUGACGAUGAUGAAUAAUUCAUGUAUUUUUAUUCACUUAAGCAACCGAGUUUUCCUCGGUUAUUAAAAAAUGUAGUAUUUUUGCAUGUCAUCUUUUUUAUAAAUUUUUAAGUUAAUUGAGAGUAGGCAAGACACAAUCUCUCCGUUUACUAACGGCACUUUUUUUAAAAAAAGGAUUUGUGAAAGACAUAUGUUUAAUAUAAAUUAAUUUGUGCAGGUCGUUUUAAGCAGAGACAUAGUUACUAUGAAUCUCAGGCUUAUGAACAUGUCACUAUGAAAAAGACGAAACAUCACCUGAUUAGAAUUGCAGUUUAAUGACAAAAUAUGUAUACUACAUUUGCGAUCAUAUUCUUCGGAAUUGAAAAAUCAUACAUAGACUGUUGUAUGCUAUAGGACAAAAUUACAUUUUUGGGCGGAAAGAAGAAGAAUGCAAUCGCUCUUUCUCGAGCGCGAUAAAACUAUUCAUCGUUGUACAUAGAAAAAUAUCCCAAAGAGAAUUUUUUCAGUAUACAAGCGUUACGAUUAAGAGUAAAAAUCUAAAGUCGUAACGGAGAAAGCGAAGCGUUCGAAACACGAAGACUCUGCUACGAAUGUUCCUGUAUAACCGGAGGGUUAUGUAAUAAUUUUUUUUACCAAACGUAGUAUUCCUAAACGAACGCGAUUUUGAUGGUGCUUGUAUACCCGUACAUUCGAGCAAACGCACAAUUUCGGUAAAUAAAUGCUUGAAUCUCUCGUAUACAGGGCGUUUCACUUCUAUCGAUUCAUAUUUCAAUAAUGGAUUUCUCGAUCAUUUAAAGUGAAUUUUUCUCUAAAAAUUCGGGAUAUUAA
Messenger RNA from Pogonomyrmex barbatus (red harvester ant), 3058 nucleotides. RefSeq names its product NKD inhibitor of WNT signaling pathway naked cuticle (gene nkd). The record is from RefSeq and is a predicted model, not a curated record. Gene Ontology annotation, cellular component: cytoplasm. Gene Ontology annotation, molecular function: calcium ion binding. Gene Ontology annotation, biological process: negative regulation of Wnt signaling pathway. NCBI's taxonomy places the organism in Eukaryota, Metazoa, Arthropoda, Insecta, Hymenoptera, Formicidae.